Molecule: messenger RNA, 390 nt
Organism: Tinamus guttatus (white-throated tinamou)
Lineage: Eukaryota; Metazoa; Chordata; Aves; Tinamiformes; Tinamidae
Source: RefSeq, a predicted model, not a curated record
GCAGCAGCGAUUGGAGCCUCCAUAAUGCUGGUGUUUGUGCUGAAACUCAGAUACUUCUUCCAGGCCAUGCCUAACGGUGUACUGGCUGCUAUUGUGGUAGUUAACAUGUUCCCAUUCCUUGAAAAAUUUAUGGAUAUCCCAACCCUGUGGAGACAGGAUAAGUAUCAUUUAGUUAUUUGGCUUGUAACUUUUGCAGCAGUCCUUUGUCUUGGCCUCGAUGUUGGUUUAGCAAUCUCCAUGGGCUUCACCUUCUUCGUAAUCACCGUGAGGUCACACAGGAUGAAGAUGGUGGUGCUGGGACAGAUUCCAAACAUGAAUAUUUAUAGAAGUUUAUCCGUCUACAAAGCUGUAAGAGGAAGCAAAAACCCCAAAUGUUCUCUCUCUCUGUAA